Theobroma cacao (cacao) is the source of this 920-nucleotide messenger RNA. The record is from RefSeq and is a predicted model, not a curated record. Lineage: Eukaryota; Viridiplantae; Streptophyta; Magnoliopsida; Malvales; Malvaceae.
AUGGGGAACAAAGAGCUAUGUGGUGCACCUCAACUACAAAAAAGGCAUCCAAAGCAAAAAACUGAUCAAGAAAAUUCGAAUGUUUUUGCAAAGAGGAGAAGAAUUUCAUACCAAGAGCUUCAUCAGGCCACAAAUGAUUUUUGUGAAAGCAAAUUACUUGGUGCAAGAAAUUUUGGCUUGGUAUACCAAGGUGCUCUUUCAGAUGGAUUGAACAUUGCCAUAAAAGUCUUUAAUUUGGAGGUAGAAGGAUCAUUCAAGAGCUUUGAAGUUGAGUGUGAGGUCUUGCGCAACAUUCGCCACCGGAAUUUAGUCAAAAUCAUCAGUAGUUGCUGCAAUGUAGAUUUUAAAGCCUUGGUGCUUGAGUUCAUGCCUAAUGGAAGUCUCGAGAAGUGGUUAUACUCUCAUAACUAUUGUCUUGAUAUUUUGCAUAGGUUGAACAUUAUGAUUGAUGUGGCAUCUGCAUUAGAAUACCUCCAUCAUGGUCAGACAAUUCUUGUGGCCCAUUGUGAUUUAAAACCCAGCAAUGUUCUAUUAGAUGAAGAUAUGGUUGCACAUUUGGGUGAUUUUGGCAUUGCAAAGCUAUUAGGUGAAGAGGAUUCAACAGUACAAACCAUAACACUAGCAACAAUUGGGUAUAUGGCACCAGAAUAUGGAACACAAGGAGUUGUUUCCAUAAAAGGCGACGUGUACAGUUUUGGUAUUCUUCUAAUUGAAACCUUAACAAGAAAAAAGCCCACAGAUGAAAUGUUUGUUGGAGAAAUGAGCUUAAUACAUUGGGUGACUGAGUCAUUACCAUGUGCAUUAACUCAAAUUGUAGAUGCCAAUUUGCUAAUUACUACCAAGGAGUGAGAACAUUUUUGCAAUAAAAGAUUGUGCAUUGUCUAUUUUGCAAUGGCAUUAGAAUGUUCAAAAGAGUUGCC